UCCCCUCGGCAGCUGGCCGGGGAGGCAAACCUCCGCCUGUACAUGAGAUCUGCUUGCAACCAGCCACUCGGGGAGGACGUCCGACACCGCGCCGAGUCCUGUGCUGCAUGAACCGGUCGCUCCUGGUGCGGCUCAGCUCUUUCUCCCGCCCCCCUCCACUACGUGCUGGGAGGGAGGAAAAAAAACCCUGGAUAGACCAGCACCAGCACUUGCAGCCACAUAUAAACAUUUGGCUCCGACGCAACUUGCAAGUGCUCUCAAAAAGUCAUUGAUUUAUUUCUGCGAUCUCAUCCCUGUCUCUGCCGCGUUAACUUCAGCGAUCCGUGGAUCUGUGGGGUGUUUUUUGUUGGAGACGGCCGUCUGUCGGCUUUAAACUGAAACGAAGAUAAUACCAACCCAGGGAGAUUUUAUUUUAACCGGAUCACCAUCAUGAAUGACUUGAGCCCGUGGGUUACUGCUGCUGUGUUGAUUGGGUUAGUCACCUUGCUGCAGCAGACUGAAGGUGUGUGCGUUCAUCAGGGAUCACUUUAUGCGAAUAACACAGUUUGGAAAGCGGAUUCUUGCCAAGAUUGCAGCUGCCACAGUGACAUUGUCUUAUGCACAGCCACCCAGUGUCAGAACCCACAGUGCGAUUUCAAUAAGGGAGAAGUUUUCAUAAUCAAUCCAAAUACUUGCUGUCCUGAGUGUGCCUUGAGAACAGAAAACUUCUGUGGAUAUGAAGGGCAGAUUCAUGGGGAUGGCACUGAAUGGUCAAGCACAGAUUGUACUGUUUGUUCCUGUACCAGCAAGCAAGUUACAUGUGGCCCAAAAUAUUGUCCCUCCAUUUCUUGUGGGAGAGAAGAAACUAUGUACACCCCUCUUGGAGACUGCUGCCCAAUUUGUGUCAAAACUGGAGUAUCAUGUCUGUUCGAGGGAAGAACGUACAGGGAUGGUGAAGACUGGAAACCGACCGCUUGUUCAAAGUGUGUCUGCAGUAAUGGAGAGGCACAAUGCUACACUGCAGAAUGCCAGCCCGUGUUCUGUAAGAAGGAUGAAGAUGUGGUAUUGCAGGUUGGAAAGUGCUGUCCUGAAUGUCUGCCAAAACCCUGCUCCUUGGCAGGGAGGAAGUACGAGCAUGGUAACCAGUGGGAAAAGACCGAAUGCACCAGUUGUAUCUGUGACGGCGGUGAAAUCAGAUGUUAUACGCAGAUGUGCCCAUCGUUGACUUGUGAAAAGGGGCUAAAUAAAGUUAAAAGAAUUGGACGCUGCUGUGAGGAGUGUGUAUCUGGAAAGGGACAUUGCCAGUAUGAAGGUGUCACCAGGUACCACAGCGAGAUGUGGAAAAGGACUGGCUGCGAGUUCUGUAUGUGCGAGAGAGGACAGGUCCUCUGCCAAUUGACAGAGUGUGCCAGGGUGGAAUGCUCGUGGGGUGAAGAACUGCUGCAUUUGCCUGGAAAAUGCUGUCCUGAAUGUUUGCCAGUGGCCAGUUUCUGUACUUAUAAAGAACAAAGCAUGCAGGUGCAUCAUUCAGAUUUGAAAGGUGAAAAAAAUCUGCAGAAUGGAGAAAAAUGGCAUGAAGGUCCUUGUAAGAAAUGUGAAUGUCGAGAUUCAUUGGUGACCUGUUACAAGCGUUCCUGUCCUCUGUGUCCCGCUGGCAGCCUUGCUGUGAAGGUGAAUGGCGAAUGUUGUCCUGAAUGCCAACCAGUUCAGUGCCACCCGGAUUGCCUGACCUGCUCACAAUCACCUGAUUAUUGUGACAUCUGCAUGGACAAGAGACGGCAUCUGCAGAAUGGCCGCUGUUUGCAGCACUGUGACCAUGGGUUUCACCAAGACAGCGGGCUGUGUAAAGCAUGUGACGAACCAUGUGCCACUUGUCAAAAUCAGUUUGAAUGCUCAUCGUGUAAGGAGUUCUUGCUGCUGAAGAAUGGUCAAUGCGUGCCUUCUUGUGGGGAAGGGUUUGCUCAGCAUCAGUUGCAGUGUACAGCUUGUCAUGAAUCCUGCUCGUCGUGCCGUGGUUCUGCGGAGAAUGAUUGUGUUAACUGCAGGGAUCCAUCGUUUCAACUGAAAAAUGGUGCCUGCGUUGCCAACUGUGGACUUGGCUAUUUCACAAAGAAUGGGAGUUGUUACGCAUGUGACUCCUCUUGCCAGACUUGUCACCUUGACAACGCAAAAUGCCUGAGCUGUUCAGAAGGCAAAGUUGUCCACAAUGGGAAAUGUGUCCCACAUUGUCCUGAAGGGUAUUAUAAAGACGUGGCUAACAGAUGUACAGCCUGCCAUGCAUCCUGUGUGACCUGCACUGGCUCUGCUCCUGUGCUUUGCACCUCCUGUGCCAACCACCAUGCCCUGCACAAAGGCCAGUGCCUCUCGGCUUGUCCCGUGGGAUUUUACUCAGCGGGUGGAAUAUGCCGAGCCUGUCGUCCUCCUUGCCGAGCCUGUGUUGGACCCAAAUAUUCGCAGUGUAUCAAUUGCCUCAAAGCUGCGGAAGCCAUUCAGAUUCUUCAGGAGACUGAUGGAGUAUUGCAUGGAGAGUGUGUCACCCACUGCAAGCCUCAUUUCUACAUGAGUAGCGCUAAAUUGUGCACAGAGUGCCAUUCCACUUGUAUGAGCUGCACAGGGAACAGUCCCCAGAACUGCACAGUCUGUUUUUCAUCGAGAGUCCUACAUGAAAGCAAAUGUCUCCUUGCGUGCCCUGAAGGAUUUUAUAGUCAAGACAAAGCCUGUUAUUCUUGUCAUCCUUCUUGCAAAGGAUGUGACGGUCCCUCCGACUCUGACUGUAUAACAUGCCACCCCCAUGCGACCUGGCUGAACGGAUAUUGCAGAACUGGCUGCAAUGAGGGCCAGUACCUCAACCAGGUUGGAUACUGUGUUGAAUGUCAAACAGAUUGUCAGCAGUGUGUGGCCAACCUUCAACGCACAGGUAGCGUCUGUCUGAACUGUAAGAUACCACAUGGGUUGCUAUUUGGAGACCACUGCGUGUCCCAUUGUCCGAGGGGCUAUUUCAUGAGCAGUGGUGCUUGUAGAAGAUGCCAUUCAUCAUGUAAAGCUUGCAGAAGUGAAGGAGCCUAUGGUUGCACUGAAUGUGAAGCUGCCCUGGUUCUUGCCCACAAUGGCAUGUGCUCGAGUGGCUGUCCUCAAGGAUAUUACAGCAACAGUGACCAGAUCUGCCAGUUCUGCAGUGGCCAAUGUUUGACCUGUGAGUCAAAUUCAGCUUGUUUGUCCUGCAAAGACCCAUCUAAAGUGUUACUCUUUGGAGAAUGUCAAUAUGAGAUCUGUGCCCAGCAGUAUUACAUUGACUACACUACAGGAAUUUGCCGAGAGUGUGACUGGAGCUGCAAUGCUUGUAAGGGAUCUCUCAAGACCGACUGCCUUCAGUGCAUGGAUGGCUAUGCUUUGCAAGAGGGCUCCUGUGUGGCGCAAUGUAAAACAGGCUUCUACAAAGCAGGAGAAGAAUGCAUACGAUGUAAUGAUCGUUGUGUGAAGUGUAGCAGAUCUGACGUGUGCAGCCAAUGUGACACACCUUAUCUACUGUUGGGAACACAAUGUGUUCGUGACUGUGGGAGAAGAUAUCACUCCGAUCAUAAACAACAAAAAUGUACAGAGUGUUUGGCUGGGUGUUUAGAAUGUGACAAUGUCUUGCAGUGCAAGCUAUGUGACAGCACUACCUUCCUAAAGAAUGCACUCUGCGUUUCUGACUGCGGCCCAGGUUACUAUGGCAAUGUGCAUAAGAGACUAUGUGAAGUUAACGUUUACGCGCCUGUCCUUCACACGACCAGCUCGGUAUUUGUGGCCAUUGGCGGCAGCCAGGUACUGAACACUUCCGUUCUCAGCGUCUAUGAUGCUGACACACCCAGCGUGAACCUCCUCCUCCACGUCGUCAAUCCUCCUGACAAUGGGAAACUCGUUCGGAAGCACGAGGGGAAAGAGAUCCACCUUCGGAAAGGAGACACCUUCACCGUCCCCGAGUUAAAGAAACACAGCAUCCACUUUAUUCAUGAUAAAGACAAAUCCAGGAAGGGGAAAUUUACCCUGAAAGCCAGUGACCACCAACUGUUCUCCCUUCCAGAUACAAUUAACAUUCAAGCUCUUUCAUUCAAGGGCCCCUACGUGCUGACUAAUAAAGUCUUAUUGCUCAGUAGAGGUGAAUUGGGUACCAUUUCUAAUCUGGUUUUGGACAUUCAAGAUGAUGACAAUCCCUCAGAUGUGGUGCUGAGAGUGUUGGACCCACCGAAACACGGCCACCUCAUUUUGCUCCCAACGGAUGUAAAGGUGCAGGUGUUCCGACUGGAAGAUCUUAAAAGGGGACAGCUCCGUUAUGUUCACGAUGGAACGAGCAGCCUGCGUGACAAAGUGCUUCUACAGAUAAACGAUGGUCACAAUGUCCUGAAUGUUCUCCUCCUGAUCAGCAUUAUCGAGAAGAAGAAUGGCAAAGGACCACACCUUUUGAAAAACUUGCCAGGAUGGGUCCCAGAAGGUGGAUUACUGAAGAUUACCAACAAACUACUGAAGGCAGAAGACAAAGAUGCCGAUGAUUCUGAAAUUGUCUUCAAUCUGAUAGAUGCAAAGGAAACCCCCAAAUAUGGUGAUGUGAUCAUCUUGGUACCAAUGUCAGCUGAUGACCCAGCGGAUGGGUGGCAAAGGCUGCCGGAGGGGAAAACAGCUACUGCUAUAAACUCCUUUACACAGCAGGAUCUUAAUGACGGUGCAGUAUGGUACCGACAUUCAGGAGUAAUUUCUACUGAGGAUUCGUUCAAGUUUCAGGUUACAAAUGAUGCCAGGACUCAUAUUGAAGAUGAAAGCCAUAUAUUUCAAAUUGGAAUUCUGCAGGAAAGCAAGGAUGCUCCGCAGCUCGCACCUGGUGUUAUUACCCCUCUACAAGUCACCGCACUAGAAGACAGAGUUACAGUAAUCCAGGCUGCACAGUUGUCCUUUGUAGACAGAGACACACCAAGCCAGGAUUUAAUCUACAAUAUCACGGUUCCGCUGCUCCCUGAACAUGGUACGCUUGAACACUCUGACAGCUCUUUCUUCCCAGUUACGUUCUUCACUCAGUCUGACAUUGACAGUGGGAAGAUUCUGUAUCGGCCCCCAGAAGCAUUGUUGCAUGUGCAAGGAUUAUUCAAGUUCUCUUUCACUGGUCUGCCUGAAUCGGUGAACUUCUUUUUCACAGUUUCUGAUGGAGAACACAUCUCCCCCGAAAUGGAAUUUAUCAUACAUUUGUUGUCUACCAAUCAACAGCCUCCCAUUUUUCAAAUAUCUGAACCUUUCAUUGAGGUCAGUCAAGGAGGUAGAGCAGCUGUAGGUUUGAGCCAGCUGGCUGUCCGCGAUGCAGACACGUACCCCGACGAUCUUCUCUUUGAACUGGUCGAGCCCCCUCACGCUGGAGUGCUGAUUAAAUCAGAUUACAGAGAGGCAGUGGAAAUGGUGAAAGGAGAAACGUUCAUGCAUGAUGAUGUGGUACGAAAUAUACUUCAUUAUGUGCAUGAUGGCAGCCACACCACAGAGGACAGCAUGCAGAUCUUGGUCACUGAUGGAGUUACCACGGCAACAACACAGCUGGAAAUUCAUGUCUCAGGCACAGAUAGUGAGGGACCCCGACUUGCACCGGGGUCUUUGCUAACUAUUUCCGUGCCAGAGAAAAGCUCUGAAACUAUAACAAGAUCUCAUCUGGCAUACACUGAUAAUAAUUCAGCUGAUAGUAAAAUCCGGAUUCAGUUGAUCUCGCUGCCCAUGUAUGGUGUCCUCACCAAUCGGCACAUGGAGCUGUUGGAAUUUUCAACAUUUACAAUGGAAGAUAUCGAUAACCAAAGAAUUAGAUACACAACUGACUUUGAUACCAGCAAUCAACCUGUCACUGAUAUUUUCCAUUACACCGUCUACGAUGUUGAUAACUACCGUCUGGACAACCAAAUGUUUACCAUCACCAUUACUGGUAGCCAGGACCACUCACCUCUAGUUAAUGUCAAAGAUGAAGUUACUGUGGAAGAGGGAGGAAGGUUAUUGCUCUCGCCGCACAGUAUUUUGGCAACAGAUUUGGACACACCAAAGAAGGACGUGUUAAUAAAGAUAACAAGAGCACCCGAGUUUGGAUACAUUGAAAAUCUGAGAGAAGGAAGAAGUGAUCAAGUUGUCAUCAUCAGCCCUGAUGUUCCCUUCUCAGUGCAGGAUAUUCUCGACAAUAAUAUUUACUAUGUGCAGAGUGUCCAUCGCGGCAGUGAACCGGUUUCAGACGGCUUUGACUUCUACGUGACCGAUGGUGUCACUCAGUCUCCAAUGCACCACUUCAACAUUAUUAUUCAGCGUAAAAAUGACGAGCCUCCAAACAUGACUGUUGAAGGUGUCCAAGUAAAGAAGGGAACAAGUUCAGUGAUCAGAAACACCUCACUUAGUCUGAUUGACCUGGACACACCUGAAAAUGAACUGGUGUUCAAAUUGACCAAAAUGCCAAGCAAUGGCAAGUUACGGAAAAGGCAGUUUUAUUCAGAGCCUCUGGAAAAUGGCCGUCUAUUGACGCAAGGCUCCUCCUUCACAUACCAAGAUGUGUUAGACGAGUUAAUUGUUUACACCCACGAUGGGACCAACACACAGUCGGAUGAAUUCCGUUUUUCCUUUACGGAUGGCCUCUACACGGAAAAUGGGAAAAUGGAGUUCUUCAUUUUAAAACAGAAGAAUGAGUCGCCGCGAUUAUUGAUCAACCAAGGCCUACAGUUCUCAGCAAGCAAGAACAAGCGUUCAGGAUCUGUUUCAGUAAUCACACAGCAGCACCUUAAAGCUACUGAUAUUGAUUCCGAUGAUGAAAAGCUCAAGUUUGUUCUCACCAAGGACCCCACAGUCGGGCGACUGCAGAUGUCUAAAAAUGACAAUUUGGUUCAAAUUUCGAUUAGGGGACCAGUUAAAACAUUUACCCAAGCUGACAUUAACAAAGGAUAUAUAGAAUAUCGACAUGAAAAGGGGGAGCCUGGUGGAAGUUUUGCUUUCAAAUUUGAUGUUGUAGAUUCAGAUGGAAAUAAACAAAUCGAUCAAUCUUUCUUCAUCACUGUAUUGGAAGAUAAAUUUCCGCCAACCAUUGUAGUUAACAAAGGUUUAGUGCUGGAAGAAAACUCGGUGAAAAAAAUCACAACGUUUCAGCUGUCAGCCACUGACCAGGACAGUGAACCUGGGGAACUGACCUACAGAUUAACCCAACAACCUCGGCUGGGCCACAUUGAACAUGCUGCUUCUCCAGGAAUAAAGACUACCCAUUUUACACAGGCCGAUCUGGCAGCUCGCAGCAUUCAAUAUGUCCACACAAGCGAUGAGGAGAAACAUUCCGAUGAUUUCAUCUUUUCAGUGUCUGAUGGUCUUAACGAGGUGUCUCAAACAUUUUACAUUACUAUUCGGCCUGUGGAUGAUGCACUGCCUGUGGUACAAAUUCCCGGAAUGCGAGUGCAAGAGGGAGUGAGAAAGACCAUAACCGAAUUUGAGCUGAAGGCUACUGAUGCAGACACAGAGGCUGUAUCUUUGACCUUUACCAUUGUACAACCCCCGCGCCAUGGGACCAUUGAGCGCACUAAUAACGGACAUCACUAUCGUCAGACCAACACGUUCACAAUGGAUGACAUUUACCAGAAUCACAUCAGCUACAAUCACGAUGGCAGCAACUCUUUCAAAGAUCGUUUUGCUUUCACUGUGACUGAUGGGACCAAUCCAUUCUUCAUCGUCGAAGAGGAGGGAAAAGAGAUUGUGACAGCUGCUCCCCAGAGAUUUAAGAUUGAUAUUCUGCCUGUGGAUGACGGGACUCCAAGAAUUGUUACCAACCUGGGACUGCAGUGGCUGGAGAUUAUGAAUAAUAAAGCUAUGAACCUGAUCACAAAGAGGGAACUGUUCACCAUUGAUCCCGACACGGAAGACAAGCAACUGGUUUAUGAGAUAACCUCGGAGCCAAGCCACGGACACCUGGAGAACAAACUGAGGCCCGAGGCCCCUAUAUUAUCAUUCACGCAGGAGGAUAUUAACUUGGGUUUGGUCAGCUACAUUCUAAAUGAAGACAAGAUUCAAAAGACCAUGGACACGUUCAAGUUUUUGGUGAAAGAUAGCAAGCCCAACAUCGUCAGCGAUAACGUGUUCCACAUCCAGUGGUCACUCAUCAGCUUCGAAUACACCAGUUACAACGUGAGUGAAAAGGCUGGCUCUGUGAGCAUCACAGUGAAGAGGACUGGUAACCUCAAUCAGUACGCGAUUGUACUGUGUCGUUCUGAGCAAGGGUCGGCGACUUCUACAUCUGGAGCUGGUUUAAGGCUAAGUCAGCAGGAUUACGUGGAGUAUGCAGGUCAGGUUCAGUUUGAUGAGCGAGAAGACACAAAAGUCUGUACAAUAGUUAUAAACGAUGACCUGGUGUUUGAGAACAUUGAGAGCUUCACCGUGGAGCUGAGCAUGCCUGCAUACGCACUGCUCGGGAAAAUUACCAGGGCCAAGGUGAAUAUCAAUGAUACAGAGGACGAGCCCACACUUCAGUUUGACAAGAAACUAUAUCGAGUUAAUGAAAGUGCUGGAUUCCUGUUUGCUCCAAUUGAAAGGAAAGGAGACACCAGCAGUAUGGUCUCUGCCAUCUGCUACACCGUACCAAAAACUGCCAAGGGCAGCAGUCUGUAUGCCCUGGAAUCCGGUUCUGAUUUCAAAUCCAGGGGAAUGACAAACCAGAAUCGUGUGGUGUUUGGCCCCGGCGUAAGCAUGUCAACGUGUGAUGUCAAGCUGAUUGAUGACAGCGAGUACGAGGAAGAGGAGGACUUUGAGAUCAUCUUGGCCAAUGCUUCUGACAAUGCACGGGUUGGGGACUUUGCAGCUGCCAAAGUCAUAAUAAACGGCCCCAAUGAUGCCUCUCUGGUAUUUCUUGGAAACUCAUCUUUUACUGUUAGUGAAGAUGCAGGUUUCAUUGAAAUACCGAUCAUCAGGCAUGGCAGUGAUUUGUCCUCACCCACUUCCGUGUGGUGUGCCACCCGCCCUUCCGACCCUCCCUCUGCCACCCCCGGCAUUGACUACAUCCCGAGCUCCAAGAGGAUCGACUUUGCACCAGGGAAAACAGAAGCAAGUUGUACUUUGACCAUUCUGGAUGAUGUACAGAACCCAAUCAUUGAAGGGAAUGAAACUUUCAUUGUAUUCCUGAGCUCAGCGCAAGGAGCAGAGCUGACUCGACCCUACUCAGCCAUCGUUGCUAUCAAUGACACCUUUCAGGAUGUCCCGAGCAUGCAGUUUGGUAAGGAUGUCUACAGAGUAAAGGAAAAGGAAGAUGAAUUGCAUGUUUCCGUAAUCCGAACUGGCGAUCUCAGCUAUGAAUCAUCUGUGAGAUGUUAUACACAACAGCUGACUGCGGCAUUGAUGGAAGACUUUGAAGAAAGAAGAAAUUCAGAUGAUUCACGCCUUACAUUCCAAAAGGGAGAAAAGGUAAAGAAUUGCACAGUUGUAAUAAAUGAUGACACUGUCUUUGAGCCUGAAGAAAAGUUCCAACUUCACUUGGGCAAUCCUAUGGGCAAUCACUGGAGUGGGGCCAAAGUCGGGAAAAAUAACGUGGCCACUGUAACUAUCUCAAACGAUGAAGAUGCCCCAACAAUUGAAUUUGAAGAGGCAGCGUACCAGGUGCAUGAGCCGUCGGGCCCUGAUGCCAUUGCUAUACUCAACAUCAAGGUGCUGAGGAAGGGGGAUCAGAACAGGACGUCGAAGGUUCGCUGCAGCACUCGGGAUGGUUCUGCACAGUCAGGCAUCGACUACAACCCCAAGAGCAGGGUGCUCAAAUUUAGUCCCGGCAUUGACCACAUCCUAUUUAAAGUGGAGAUCCUGUCCAAUGAAGAUCGAGAAUGGCACGAGUCGUUUUCCCUGGUGCUGGGGCCAGACGACCCUAUUGAGGCCAUUCUCGGCGACCUAACUAUGGCCACGGUGACCAUUCUCGACCAGGAGGCAGCAGGAAGUCUAAUUUUACCAGCACCACCUAUUGUCGUGUCUUUAGCUGAUUAUGACCACGUUGAAGAGGUAACAAAGGAAGGAACCAAAAAGACUCCAUCGCCUGGCUACCCUCUGGUGUGUGUAACUCCAUGUGACUCACAUUUCCCAAAGUACUCAGUAAUGAAGGAACGCUGUGACGAGGCAGGAAUUAACCAGUCAACCAUUCGCUUCAGCUGGGAAGUGGCUGCGCCCACAGAUACAAGCGGAGCCAGGUCCCCAUUUGAGACUGUCACGGACAACACUCCUUUCACCAGUACCACCCACAUGGUGCUUGAUAGUAUCUACUUCAGCCGUCGUUUCCAUGUCCGUUGUGUUGCCAAAGCAGUGGACAAGGCUGGCCAUGUUGGAACACCGCUGAGGAGCAAUAUUAUUACCAUAGGAACGGAUAGUUCGAUAUGCCACACGCCGGUAGUGGCGGGGACAGCAAGGGGAUUCCAGGCCCAAUCCUUCAUAGCCACCUUGAAGUACUUGGAUGUCAAGCACAAGGAACAUCCCAACAGAAUCCACAUCUCUGUGCAGAUCCCUCACCAGGACGGUAUGCUGCCUUUGGUGUCCACUAUGCCAUUGCACAACCUCCACUUCCUCUUGUCCGAAUCCAUAUACAGGCACCAGCACAUCUGCUCCAACCUGGUUACACUCAAGGACCUCAGGAGCAUUACAGACUCCGGAUUUUUGGAUGAUGUCAUCUAUGACAGCAUCAGUCUGGGCCCCGGGUUUGAUCGGCCAUUCCAGUUUGACCCAAACGUAAGAGAACCUAAAACCCUCCAACUGUAUAAACACCUCAACCUGAAGAGCUGCAUCUGGACGUUUGACGCUUACUAUGAUAUGACAGAACUGAUUGAUGUCUGUGGCGGCUCAGUGACAGCUGACUUCCAGGUUCGAGACUCUGCCCAGUCAUUCCUGACUGUGUCAGUACCAUUGUAUGUGUCGUACAUUUACGUGACGGCACCAAGAGGCUGGGCUUCACUGGAACAUCACACUGAGAUGGAGUUCUCAUUCUUUUAUGACACUGUUCUGUGGAGAACAGGAAUUCAGACCGACAGUGUGUUGUCAGCACAGCUUCAGAUAAUACGCAUUUACAUCAGAGAAGAUGGCCGUUUAGUCAUUGAAUUCAAGACCCAUGCUAAAUUUAGAGGUCACUUUGUGAUGGACCACCACACACUGCCGGGGCAGAAGUCUCAGAUUGUGGCUCCUGAUCAUUUAGGAGGUAUUGAAUUUGACCUGCAGUUGCUCUGGAGCACUCAGACCUUUGAUUCUCCUUAUCAGCUGUGGCGAGCAACCAGUUCCUACAACAGAAAAGAUUAUUCGGGAGAGUACACCAUCUUUUUGAUCCCCUGCACUGUCCAGCCAACUCAGCCAUGGAUUGACCCUGGACAUAAGCCAUUGGCCUGUACAGCCCAUGCUCCUGAAAAGUUCCUUGUUCCAAUCGCCUUUCAACAGACAAAUCGCCCAGUUCCAGUUGUCUACUCUCUCAACACAGAGUUUCACCUUUGCAAUAACGAAAAGGUUUUUAUGAUGGAUCCAUCAGAAACACAGAUGUCUUUAGCUGAGAUGGAUUAUAAAGGAGCCUUCUCAAUGGGUCAACGGUUGUAUGGACGUGUGCUGUGGAAUCCUGACCAGAACCUCAACUCUGCCUACCGAUUACAACUAGAGAAGGUGUAUCUGUGCACGGGGAAGGAUGGUUAUGUCCCCUUCUUCGAUCCAACCGGAACUAUUUAUAAUGAGGGUCCACAAUAUGGCUGCAUCCAGCCCAACAAACAUCUGAAGCAUAGAUUUCUCCUUUUGGAUCGGAACCAACCAGAAGUAACAGAUAAGUAUUUUCACGAUGUACCUUUUGAUGCUCAGUUUGCCUCCGAAGCACCAGUGUUCCAUCUAAUGAGGGACAUGCCUGGAGUGGAUGGUUUCACAAUGAAGGUGGAUGCUCUUUACAAGGUGGAAGCCGGCCAUCAGUGGUACUUGCAAGUCAUCUACAUUAUUGGUCCACAGUCGCUGUCUGGCCCACGGGUUCAGCGCUCGCUCAGCUACCAACUUACGCGCAGCAAGCGAGACCUGGUGGACCACAACGGCAAGCUGACACUCGACGACUCUCUAAUUUAUGAUAACGAACAUGAGCAGGUGAAAAAUGGCACCAACAUGAAGACCUUGAGACUGGAAUUGGAGGCUUUGGCACAAACCUCUCACAAAGAGGCAUCAAUAGGUGGAGCCGCCGGUGCCGUGCUGCUACUGCUCCUCUUCCUUACCAUCGCUUGCUUUGUAGCGAGGAAGUGUAAGCACAAGAAGAAAUUCCCCAAUGAGAUCCCGGAGGAAUAUCCACUGAACACAAAAGUUGAAAUUUGUAACAAAACACUGAACAGGAUUGAAAAGAACUUAAAUGGCAAACACUGCAGCUCGAAGAACAUCAACUUACUGAAUAAAAAUGAUGAUGUUAUUCGGGUAAAGGGUGUCAAGGUUAAGCAGAUAAACCUUAACAUUAAGCUGCAAAAUAAUCUGCAGGAUGGAACAGAGGUUUGAUGAUUGACAAAUUUUGUCAUAACAUUUGUAUUUUUUGGUUGGGAAGGGGGGUAGGUGAGGGCAGUGAAGAGAGUGGUUCUUUUAAAAAAAAAAAAAACUAUUUUAAUGCCAAAAGGGAAACUGGUUUGAGUGCUACUGAUUGUGCAGUGUGAUCCAUUUUUGCAAUUGAGCUACCUCGUUCUAUGCAAGCAUGUUAAGCAUUAAUACAGUGCUCGUUAAAUCAAGUGCAAAACUCUGAAAAUGGAUGCCUUUGGUGAAUUAUCUCCGGUCUCUCUGUAAUCUCUGUUAACAUUUGUCUACCGGUAGCUCAAUCACUGUGCAUGCUUUUAAAUAUUAAUGCAUUUUCAUUCUCUUAUAGCUUGGCUGACUGAUCAUUUGUGUGAACAUACCUGUGAAAGAGCAAACCAUUUCAAAUUACAUGAGUAUUAUUGCAUUGUUUCCAGCUAUGCACUCGUAUGUGUAUUGUCAUGUAAAAGUUAGUUUAUAAUUGGAUGAGAUAUGUAAAUAUCCUAUUGUUUGAAGUGCAAUUCCUUUUUGGAGGCAAAUUUCAUCCAGGUUAAUUUGUACCACAUCAGGUUCUGUGUUUUGGAAUGAUUGUUGUUCCCAUCAGCUUUAUUUCAACGUGAAAGCUAUUUCAACUUAUUUUUUAUACGUGAUAAAACUUUGGACAGACCAAACUCAGACAGGUAUUGUUAAUUAUUUGGGUGUCUUUUGCACCCCCAGUGAAAUCUUGGUUGUGUUAUUUUUAAACCAGUAUCAUUUUACGAAGCACUGUAUGUAUCAUGUACUGUCGCUUUUAUAUCCUGUGUAGUGGUGGAGUACAAGUAAACGUCAGGCUUUAUGUCAGAUUGAUGCUGUGUGACAAAUCAUAUCAGAAUUGUAAGAUUACUGUCUGCACAAAAAUACCUCAGUAGUCUCGCUGAUGGUAGACCACCGUCAUCAGUUAUUCUACUAUUUAUGUGCAAGAAAACAAGGAAACAGGAAAACCCAUUAACCUUUGUUUUCAGUAUGGAUCAGACGACUGAGUGAGCUCUCAUCUUAUCCGAGCUAGUAACUGAAUGACCCAAUUGUGGUGCUGGAAUUUAUUUUCUUUACAUCGGUAUGUUGAGCUAAUGAUAAAGAAGCUGACUGCUAAAUUACCUAACAUGAUAUUUUCACCUAAUAAAGCACAUUUUAUUUAAUAAGAAA
This is a messenger RNA of Leucoraja erinaceus (little skate), 13650 nucleotides long. It is a transcript of the gene fras1, whose product is annotated as Fraser extracellular matrix complex subunit 1. Gene Ontology annotation, biological process: cell communication. Gene Ontology annotation, molecular function: protein binding. The record is from RefSeq and is a predicted model, not a curated record. Gene Ontology annotation, cellular component: membrane. NCBI's taxonomy places the organism in Eukaryota, Metazoa, Chordata, Chondrichthyes, Rajiformes, Rajidae.